AUGGUCCAAAAUGAACUUAGUUGUUCACAAGCCAAAAGAAAUUUCAUUUUUCAAAUCCUCCCCUUCCUCCUCCUCUCCUACCCUCAUCCCCUGCUUUGUCUUCCCUCGCUCCUUCCCGUGCUCUUCGUUGGUUGCUGUAGCAACAACGACGACGAGGACCUGUCUCAGCAGAAGAUGGAGAGAGAGAGGGAACGGAGGAUGGCGAACAACGCGCGGGAGCGUCUGCGCGUCCGCGACAUCAACGAGGCGUUCAAGGAGCUGGGCAGGAUGUAGCUGCACCUGAAGAGCGACAAACCACAGACCAAGUUACUGAUCCUGCACCAGGCCGUGGCUGUCAUCCUCAGUCUGGAGCAACAAGUCAGAGAGCGAAACCUGAACCCUAAGGCGGCCUGUCUGAAGCGCCGCGAGGAGGAGAAGGUCACUGUGUCCUCGGACGGGGCUCCCCUGUCAUUGGCCGCCGCACACCACGCCGCCGCCGCCGCCAUGGGCGACGGGUCCAACCCCUUGGGACAAAUGUAAAACGCAGCAACAUCUCCUCCCCCCUGAAUGGUCAGAAGAUUUCACUUAUACACUAAUCUGCUGUUGUACCUUUAACUCAAACCAAAUAAUCGGAAUUCAGAAACCAGUCCAGAAACUUUUUAUUUUAUAAAUCACUUGGUAUUGCCAUGGAAU
Messenger RNA from Etheostoma spectabile (orangethroat darter), 672 nucleotides. RefSeq names its product transcription factor XE1.1-like. Gene Ontology annotation, biological process: regulation of transcription by RNA polymerase II. Gene Ontology annotation, cellular component: transcription regulator complex; chromatin. The record is from RefSeq and is a predicted model, not a curated record. Gene Ontology annotation, molecular function: RNA polymerase II cis-regulatory region sequence-specific DNA binding; DNA-binding transcription factor activity, RNA polymerase II-specific; protein dimerization activity. Lineage: Eukaryota; Metazoa; Chordata; Actinopteri; Perciformes; Percidae.